AUGCUGACGGGGCCGGCCUCUGCCUCUAGCUUUGGCUCUGGCUCUGAUUCUGGUACUGACUUGGGGUCUGGGUCUGGCAGCCCGAAGCCGGGACACCUCUUCUCGACUCUCCGGGAGGGGACAACCCACAGACAAGCAACCGGUUUGCAGCGCCUCAACGUGGGCUGGGCGUUCUGUUGCUUGGGGUCUAUCUGUAAAACCGCCGCCUCCUCCCAGGGAUCCCUCCCCGCUGGCCUGGCCUCCUCCAUGCGUGAGUAUUUCCGAGCUGCCGCGCUGUCCGAUUGUCCCGGGCCUGCUUCGGCCUUCCAGGUUGCGCGGCGGGGACCGCUUUGUCGUCCCCUCAUAGAGGCCAGUCUGUUGAAGUAUAUGUUCUCUCGCUGCUCACCUUCCACCACCCCAUCCCCUCGCCUUCUUCCUCCCAGUUUUUUGCUCUACACUUUUCCUUUCCUUCGCUCUUUAAUUGAGCAAGGACCAGCUGCCCUUACAUCCAGCGGUUAG
Rangifer tarandus platyrhynchus (Svalbard reindeer) is the source of this 498-nucleotide messenger RNA. NCBI's taxonomy places the organism in Eukaryota, Metazoa, Chordata, Mammalia, Artiodactyla, Cervidae. The record is from the annotation of a GenBank genome assembly.